GCGUCUAAAUUAAAAAAUAACGAAAAAAAUAAUUAAAAAUUAAAUAUUUCCCUCCCUUACCCCCCAAACAUCUUCUCCAUCACCCCUACCCCCAAACAUCUUCUUCUUCAUCACCCCCUACCCCCAAACAUCUUCUUCUUCAUCAUCCCCACCCCAAAAAUCCAACCCCACCUCAACCAACACAUCUUCUUCAUCAUCCCCACCUCCAAACUCCACCCCCACCCCCCAAAUAAGCAAUUUCUUCUCCUCCACCUUUAUCGAAACAUCUUCUUCUUCAUCACCUCUACCCCAAAAAUUCAACCCCACCCCAACCAACACAUCUUCUUUGUCACCCCACCCCUAAAGAAGCAAUUUCUUCACACCCCAUCCUCCAUCUUCAUCGAAUCAAUGUCAAUUUCACAUUGAAUAAAAUCAAAUUGAAUUUGCUAUUUAAUCGGGCAAAUUUCAAAAUUUUUGUCACACUUCAUCAAACACUUGACGAGAAUGCCUUCCUAAUCCCACUUACUAAAACUAAAAUCAUUCACAGAAUCGUCCUCCCUAACAACAAAGAAGCAUCAACUCUUGAAUUUUGGAUGAUAUCAAAUUUGGAAAGCACGGACUCCUGAACCAAUCUUCCUUUUUGGUUCUGAAUGACCCUUCUUAAGUGAGUCAAGCAACAUCAACGGAGGUUUUCUCAACGGAGGUGCUCCAAGAAAAUCAAAAAUGUUGGAUGGGUGGAAGAAAAACAAAUUCUAUUCCAAAUGCAAGUCUACAAUCAAGCAAACGAAAACUCGAAUAGAAAUGAUCAGGAAGAAAAGAAAUUCAAUGCAGAAAUACUUGAAGAAUGAUAUAUCUGACCUUAUAAAAUCUGGAUUGGAUGUCAAUGCUUAUGGCAGGACUGAAGGCCUUCUAGUUGAGAUGAAUCUCUUGAGCUGUUAUGAUUUCUUGGACCAAUACUGUGAGCAUAUCCGUAGUCACCUUGAUCCCAUAUGUACAGAAAGGGAAUGCCCUGAGAGUUGCAAGGAACCUGUGGGGUCUGUGAUGUUUGCAGCAGCGAGACUGGCAGACCUGCCAGAAUUACGUCAACUGCGGACGAUGUUUAAUGAAAGAUAUGAAAAUUCCCUUGAAGGUCAUGUCAAUAAACAGUUUGCUGAGAAAUUAAAGCAAGCACCACAUAAGAAGGAUGUCAAACUGCGGUUGAUGCAAGAUAUAGCAGCAGAAUAUGGUAUAGAAUGGAAUUCAAAAAAUCUGCAACAGAUUCUAUAUGAAAAAGAGCGCGCGGAUGUAUCAGGUAAUGAUAAAGAAUCCAAAGAUGCUCAAUCCAAUCAUGAGAAUGCGAGGAAUCAUCAUACAUCACAAGAGAGAACAACAAAAAGCAGUUCUGACCAAAAAUCAGCAAGGACUAAACAUCUGGAUCCACAGUCCGGUCAUAAAGAUUCAGGACAUGAAAUCUCAGGGCAGAGAAACCGAGACGGUCCUUCAGGCAGAGCGACAUCCCUUCCAGCUGAAUUGGAACAAACAAGUCCAGAUGAGCUAAUGAAAGGGCACACAAGAGCAAAUUCAUGUGCACCUGAUAUGUCUGGUCCGAAUGGGCAGGUCCAUCCAAAGGUACCAAACUAUGAGGAUGUUGUCGCUCGCCUGACAGAUCUUAGUGGAAAAUCAAAAGAAUGACUUUGUACACAGGACAAGUUGGAUGACUGUUCCAUUCCUUAGCCGAUCCUGUUACAUUUUGGUUUCAACUCACUUUUUGUAUACUACAUGUUAAGAGUUGAUACAGUGUAUAUUACCCCUACAGAUAUUAAGUCAUCUCAUUGUAAAUAGUCUCCUUAUGUAAAGUCUCUAUGAGUAUUUGAUACAUUUAAUGAGUAUCCUAAGUUGAGUCAA
Molecule: messenger RNA, 1863 nt
Organism: Capsicum annuum
Lineage: Eukaryota; Viridiplantae; Streptophyta; Magnoliopsida; Solanales; Solanaceae
Exons: 6
Coding region: 703-1650 (315 amino acids)
Biological process (GO): protein transport
Source: RefSeq, a predicted model, not a curated record